This is a messenger RNA of Benincasa hispida (wax gourd), 948 nucleotides long. Its product is annotated as metalloendoproteinase 2-MMP-like. The record is from RefSeq and is a predicted model, not a curated record. Gene Ontology annotation, molecular function: metalloendopeptidase activity; zinc ion binding. Gene Ontology annotation, cellular component: extracellular matrix. Lineage: Eukaryota; Viridiplantae; Streptophyta; Magnoliopsida; Cucurbitales; Cucurbitaceae. Gene Ontology annotation, biological process: extracellular matrix organization; collagen catabolic process; proteolysis.
AUGGCAUUUGAAGGAUUAUCAUUCUUCAUUACUUCUUUUUUUCUUCUAAUUAUCAUCUUCCCUUUGAUAUCAUCUUCUGAGCCAAAUAAUGCUCAUUCCCAUGGAUUGGUGUUUCUAAACAACCUCCAUGGAUGCAAGAAAGGUGACAAAGUAGAAGGAAUCCACCAAAUGAAGGCAUACCUCCAGCAUUUUGGCUACUUGAACCAUGUUCAAAAUCAUUCAAAAUCUUUUAGUGAUGAUGAGUUCGACGAGGUCUUAGAGUCUGCCAUUAAAACUUACCAACUCAACUAUAAUCUCAAGGCCACUGGUACUCUUGAUGCCACAACGCUAGCUCUUAUGUCGAAACCUCGAUGCGGGAUUGCGGACGUUGUUGACGGCAAGACGAUGAUGAAAUCAGGGAAGAAAAUGGUGAAUCAACAUAGAAAAAUAAAUGGUCACUUCCAUUCUGUUUCUCACUAUGCUUUCUUUGAAGGAAACCCUAAAUGGCCAGCUUCCAAAUCCCACCUCACUUAUGGAUUCCUCCCCGGGACCCCAUCUGAGGCGGUAGCGCCAGUGGGUCGAGCAUUUACCACAUGGGCUGCAAACACUCACUUCAGCUUCUCCCAAGCAUCUGCAUAUGAAACUGCUGACAUAAAAAUAAGCUUUGAAAGUGGCGACCAUGGAGAUGGCCAUGCCUUUGAUGGCGUUGGAGGAGUCAUAGCUCAUGCCUUUUCACCUACAGAUGGGAGAUUGCAUUUCGACGCGGUCGAGCCUUGGGCCAUCGGCGCCGUUGCUGACUCGUACGAUGUGGAGACGGUGGCGUUGCAUGAGAUUGGACACCUUCUCGGCCUUCAUCACAGCUCUGUGGAAGGGGCUAUCAUGUGGCCAACCAUCAUGGGAGGAGCUACCAAGGGUUUGCAUGCCGAUGACAUUGCAGGCAUUAAUGCUUUAUACACAACUACUUCUUGA